Messenger RNA from Hirsutella rhossiliensis, 1650 nucleotides. Its product is annotated as sds3-like domain-containing protein. Bases 1 to 1650 code for a protein of 549 amino acids. Gene Ontology annotation, cellular component: Sin3-type complex. The transcript has 2 exons. The record is from RefSeq and is a predicted model, not a curated record. Lineage: Eukaryota; Fungi; Ascomycota; Sordariomycetes; Hypocreales; Ophiocordycipitaceae. Gene Ontology annotation, molecular function: histone deacetylase binding. Gene Ontology annotation, biological process: negative regulation of transcription by RNA polymerase II.
AUGGCUGCCAGCGACACAGCCGCGCCCCCGGCCCUGGGUGGCAGAGCCGACCGACCCUCGCCUCUCCCCACGGCUCAAUCCAAGCGAGAUCGAAAGCGCCAGGUCGUCAUGGAACGCCUCGCAGUCUUGACCGAGAGGUUCCAGCACGACAAGGACUCGGCCUACCGUGACCAGCUGCAACGCAUUCAGUUCGAGCUCAACAAACUCCAAAAAGUCGACCCCUACGCCGCCAAUGCCGUCGAGGCUGCAAGCGAGGUCCAGAGAGAAUACAAGCAGGCCAUGGGCACUCCUGGCCGUGCCGAAAAUGCCCGCAGCCUCAUUGAUAUGGCCGGCAUGAAGUUCCCACAGUUCAUGUCCGACGUGCAGGAUGUUCUGGAGACCCGCGACUUCACCCUCACCCAGUCCAAGGACGAAUACGACCGCAAGGUGCAGGAGUACAAGACCACGCACACGUUCAAGGUCGUCACGGCAAAGCGAGAGCACGAAGCGCUCAACAGCACGAUGCGUGAUCGUCUCAUUAACCAGCUGAAUACCAAGAAAGCGCGGCUGAGCAAGGAGAAGGAAGCGUUUGAGAUAAGCGACACGAACGCUCUGCUUCUCAACCCAGCUCAGUUCAGCCUCACCAACCCGGGCAGCCCUGGCGGCCACCCCGGCAAGAGGUCGACGCGCAAUCGCAAGGAUGUUGACGACAGUCACGCCUACGGCGAGAACAAGAAGCGGAAGCGCAACGGCGGCGACGAAGAAGGCUCCCCGGUGCCAACACGACGGGCCUUGGAGGCCAACGCCACCACGCCCUACUGGCAGUCGGAGAAGGCCCGGAACGAGGCUAGGAAGCAUGGAGCCGUCUACACCAUCACCAGCCUCUUCACAGAAAAGGAGCUGGCAAUGUACUACAACGCUUCGGCCCUCGCGGCCCACAACUACAUUCUGCGCCACCGCGUCAACGGCAGCGCCUCGUCUCCCGAGGGUAGCGACUCGGGCUUUGGAGACAACGACGUGGGCGAGGGUGAGGCGCCGCUCGCGGCCCCUGCCAUGGAGCGGCAGGUGUCGCAUGCUACACGGAGCACGCGGGUCGCGGCAAACCAAAACUCUGUCGACGACAAGGGACUCGGCGUCGACACAAUCGGCAGCCAUGAGCUGGCCGCCAACCUGGAGAUACUGCACACCCCGGAAUGCCCACCGAAGAUGCCCCAAUCACUGCCCACCCAAUACGUCAAGAACCCGUUGAGAGGCUCGGAGACGUCUGUGCCAGGCACGCUGUCCGAUAAGGAAGUGACUGCGGACCUGCAAAUCAUCGCUGGCCUCAAACAAUACGACUCGACCCGCAAGCCGGGCAGUCACCUGGAAAACCCCAAGGGAGUCCGCAAGACGUUGGAAGCAGCUUCGGCCCCCUACCAGGUCAGCCGGUUCGGCCCGUUGCUUCGUCCCGGUUACUCGGGCAUACCACCACCGGAGUCGAUGCGCGACCCUUACGGCAUCAGCGCCCUCAUCAGCAACGUGCGCGACCUUUCUAGCCCCGGGCGCGGCAGCCAGUCUUUGAACGGCCAGUUGGCUGCGGCACCCAUGAGUCGGCAGAGCAGUGCCGGCGGCGUGGCUAUGAGUCGACAGGGCACCGCGGGCAGUGGCCGAGGCAAGACUCGCAGAGGCUAG